Messenger RNA from Scedosporium apiospermum, 4191 nucleotides. RefSeq lists its product as uncharacterized. The record is from RefSeq and is a predicted model, not a curated record. Gene Ontology annotation, molecular function: GTP binding. The transcript is spliced from 4 exons. NCBI's taxonomy places the organism in Eukaryota, Fungi, Ascomycota, Sordariomycetes, Microascales, Microascaceae. Bases 1 to 4191 code for a protein of 1396 amino acids.
AUGUCGUCGCCGACCAAGAAGGGCGCCAUCCCUCGCGCCCUCACAGAGAUUUCCCCAUCCGAGAAGCGGAGAAAUUCCCCGAGCUGGAACCAAACAACAAAGAAGAUGAACUUCCAGCAGGAUUCCUCUCCUUUCCAGUCCUCGCCUCUUGAGGCCAAGACGUCACCGAGGGUCUUCUGGCAGAAUCGUAACUCGAGCACCGAGAAUAGCCUGUACGGUGGGCACUCCGGCUCUCCUUCGCCACUCCGACGCUCCUCCCUAGAGCGCCUCCAGAAGGCAUCCAGGGUAAAGAACAGCAACAUUCUCGCCCUAGAGCAGAAGCAGGAAUACGAUCCUACCCGUAUUCCCCAUAUUGAGCGGCCCCUUGCUAAGGUUCAAGGGAAUGCCUUCGGCGGAAGAGGGGCUCUUGGCCUGCGCUCCGAGGCGCCAGCAGCCUCUGAAAGGAAAGGCCACCAAAGGAGCCAAAGCAAGACCGAUAUUCCUUUGUACAGCCCCGCGAAGACCGCUGCUCCAGAAUCUUCCCAAACGGACAACCCACCCCAGACGCCAAAGAGGGAGCAAGGCUCACCUAUCAAGUCCUCUCUCUCCACCUCUAGGUUCAAGAGUAGCUUCGACGAAGCCACAGGAACUUGGACUAUGGAGUCGCAGGCUGAGACGUAUCGGACCCUCCAUCGACACACCAAGAGCGUCACCUUCGAUGCUGCACCUCCCCAAGUGAAUGAGUAUGAGAUGGCGACUCCCGACUUGUCAUCUAUUGGUUCCAACUCCCGCGAGGGUAGCUAUGAGUCGGAUGAGGACGAUGAGUACAACCCGUUCUACCACCAUCAUGAGGGUGACGAAGCAGACGACAGCUUCGAUGCCUCGCUUGAGGAUACAGAUAAGACUCCUGUAGUGGGGCCGGAUGACUGGCGACACGACAGCCCAAUGAGAGGCGGUGACGACCCUUUCUAUGACUCUAGCCCUGCCCCCGAGGGCAUGCUUACCCGAGCUUCAGUCGGACACCAAACUCAUCAGCGAACCGAUUCCAGCAACUCGAACUCCGAACACAGACCUCUUCCCCCUCUGCCUGGGAUGGGUUCUGGUUCGUUCUCGCGGGGCUCUCCCGGACUUUCGGCUACUGCUGAGAGGAUGCUUGGCUCUCACAGGAGCCUGCCCUCGCCACCCCCGGCCCCGGUUAGCAAGUCUGAGAUCCAAAACAUUGGCAACGGCAAGAUGACUCUCGAGGAACGGUUGAAGCUUAUGAUGCUCUCCGAUGACGGUAAUGCCGCUAAGACCGCUGCCGAACAGCAACGUGAGCGUCGCAUGCGCCGGGCUGGUGCUCGAGACAGGUUCGGUAGCCCGUCCUCCGAGACGACGGACACAGCCAGCCAGGCUGCCCUUGAGGCUGAGGAAGAAGGUGACACUAUUGGCGAUAUCUCUGGCUUGGAGGAGUACCAGCUUCCUCCUCGCAUUUCCCGCGAGUCCAUUCUUCGCCGUGUCAAUGGCAAUCGCAUUUUUGACAGAGAAUCGGAUUACCACUUCUCCUCGCCUCCUCCUUUCAGCCCCGAGCGCCCUCUUCCACUAGAUCCUGAUGUUCCCAUCCCAUCUACCGAAGAGGACUCUAUUCUGGAUGAUGAUCAAGGUAGCGUUAUUGUCCGACCUGAUUUGGCUGAAAGGGAGGACAGCUACUCGUACCGAGAGAUUUCUAUGGAUCAAGAUGAGGAGCUUGUCAUCCACGAGGACAAGGAUGAUGACUCGGCUAGCCACUACUCUGAGAGCGCAGCUUCUGUUCAGGCUGCGGAGCAACAGAAGAUGGAGGACAUGGAAGAUCCCGCCGAGGAAGAUCUCACUCCACACGCUAGCCCUAUCGAGGAGAAACUGCCUCUCCCCGAGGAGGCUGCCGCUCCUCCUAACCGACCCAGUUUAAACGGCCCAGUUCUCCCUCGCCCCGACCAAAUCGAAGGACCUACGAUGGCGGAGGCCCAUGCUUACCUCCAGCGACCAUUCACUCCUGAUGAGCGACCUCCUCUCUCAAAACCUGAGUAUGACGGCUCUGGGUGGGGAGAACCUGAUGAGUAUGAGGACGACGAGUCUGUUUCUGGAUCGGUGAUCCACCACCCUGUCAACGACUACGAUGAGGAGGAAGAGGAACAGGAGGAGGAAGAAGAGGAGGAGGAGGAGGAGGAGACACCUCCGACUCCUGAAAUCCCUGAGCAACUAGCCACUAUCAAGUCCGCCUCUGGCUCGAAGCUGAGGACUCGUCCCUCGGCAACCCCCUCUGACAUUAUGGCCAUGCGAGAGGCUAGGCGGCAAGUGAGCCGUGAGCUCGCCCCAGAAGUUCCUCCCAUCCCCGAGCGCCACCUGAGCCGACGCUCUCGUGAUCUUGAGAACGAUUUUUCCAGCAGCACGGAGGACUACUUGGAGAGACACCCCAGCUUUAAGAAGCGCAGUCUCACGUUGGAUCUUGACUUGGGCCUGAGUCUCGAUCAGGAUUUCGACAGGGUUAUUGAGGCACAAAAGGUGGCUUUUAACCAACUCCUAAACGAUUCGCCAGAGAAGGCCACAAGUAGUGGCCACCAAGCCGGACAAGCGUCGGGCACUGCGACUAAAAAAGAUGCGUCGUUAGAAUUACAGAAUGCUAACUCUACUACUCAAAAACAGCGUGGCUACCUCAUGCGCCAGAACACCAAGCUCGUUGCCGCGAGCGACAAGGAUCCUGAUGAUAGGUGGAAGGCUCGAUCUGCCGGCAACUCACCCGUCAAGGCUGACCGACCCCAGUCGUGGACUGUUGAGCCUUGGAAUGGUAAGGUUCGACCAAGGAGUGUUAGGAAGCGACAUGGUGGUAUGAGUGGACCAGUCCCUCCUCUUCCGGGCCAGGAGAGCAAUGCCGUUGGACUGAAUCCUCUCGCGGAGGAGGACUUUAACGCUGAGCUUGCUACCGAAGAAAGCGGCGAGAGGGGACGAUUGUUUGUCAAGGUGAUGGGUGUCAAGGACCUCGACUUGCCACUUGCCAAGACUGAGAGGACAUGGUUCAGCUUGACGCUGGAUAACGGUGUGCACUGCGUUACGACGGCCUGGCUUGAACUUGCCCGCAACGCGCCCAUCGGCCAAGAGUUUGAGCUCGUGGUUCCUAAUGACCUCGAGUUCCAGCUCACGCUUAAUGUGAAGCUCGAGAAGCCUGCUCCUGCUCCCAUUGCUGCUUCUCCCACCAAGGCCAAGGCCACCAAGACCAAGACUUCGACCUUUGGUCGCAUGUUCGCGUCGCCGAAGAAGCGCAGGGAAAUGGAGAUGCUAAGGCGGGAGGAGGAGCAAAGACUCGCCAUGCAGAGAGAUGCCCAGACCCGUCAACUAAACGCAGCCCCUUCGGCCUACGACCUCCUCUCUCCCCUUGUCGCCGAGGACGGUAGCUUCGCUCGCUCCUACGUCUGCCUCAAGGAGCACGAGUCGAGGUGCUUCGGUCGACCCUACCUCGUUGAAGUUGCCUGCUUCAACGAGUGGGCCACUGAGGAGGCCGGCUUCGCGUCGAGCGUCAAGAGCAAGCGCGGGACGACGGCCGUCGUCAGGCGUGCGCCGUACAAGAUUGGCAAGCUUGAGCUCCAGCUCCUCUUCGUCCCCCGACCCAAGGGAUCUACCGAUGAUGAUAUGCCCAAGAGCAUGAACUCGUGCAUUCGGGAGUUGAAGGCCGCCGAGGAACGUCUUUCCAGGAAUUGGGAGGGCCAUCUCAGCCAGCAGGGUGGUGACUGUCCUUACUGGCGUCGUCGUUACUUCAAGCUCGUCGGUACCAAGCUGACAGCUUAUCACGAGGCUACUCGCCAACCUCGUGCGACUAUCAACUUGGGCAACGCCAAGCGUCUCAUUGAUGAUAGGCGCACACUAACAGAAAAGGAGACAACCGGCAAGGGAGGCAAGCGCCGUCGAUCUGCAUUCGCCGAAGAAGAGGAAGGUUACAUGUUCGUCGAAGAGGGCUUCCGCAUCCGUUUCAACAAUGGCGAAGUCAUCGACUUCUACGCCGACACAGCCGAAGACAAGGAAGGCUGGAUGAAGGUCCUCGGCGAGCUCAUCGGCCGUGGUGACACAGGCAGCAUAGACGAUGAUGGCCAGGGGCCUCGCCGCAACAAGUGGUGCGAGGUUGUCCUCAAGCGAGAGGAAGCUCUCCGCCGCCGUGCUGAGGGUCGUCGCGUACACUCGAGGACGAAGAGCAUGUACGUCUAA